Molecule: messenger RNA, 4145 nt
Organism: Chrysoperla carnea
Lineage: Eukaryota; Metazoa; Arthropoda; Insecta; Neuroptera; Chrysopidae
Product: sphingosine-1-phosphate phosphatase 2-like
Exons: 4
Coding region: 93-1199 (368 amino acids)
Biological process (GO): sphingosine metabolic process; phospholipid dephosphorylation
Cellular component (GO): endoplasmic reticulum membrane
Molecular function (GO): sphingosine-1-phosphate phosphatase activity
Source: RefSeq, a predicted model, not a curated record
ACUUGUGAUACGUUUUAAUUAUGGUUUUAUCAUCUGUAUAAAAACUUCAGACCAGAUAGGUUAAAGUUAAUAAUUUAUAAGAAAAAAAAAACAUGGAACAAGUAAUAAAUAAAUUAAAAGAUCCAGUAUUAGUGUCGAAAUUCCAAGAAUAUUUUGGUGUUAAAAAGUUAGAAAAUGUAGACAAAAAUUCCAAGAAAUUCAUUGUACAAAAUAAAUUUUGGUAUUACUUAUUUGUACUGGGCACAGCUUUGGGGGAUGAAGUAUUCUAUGCAACUUUUAUACCAUCCUGGUUUUGGAAUGUCGAUGGAGCUGUUGGACGUCGAGUUAUUUUAGUAUGGGCCAUUGUUAUGUACAUAGGACAAGGCUUAAAAGAUAUAAUUAAAUGGCCAAGACCAGGACCUCCUGUCAUACAACUUCAGGAUAAGUGGUCACUAGAGUAUGGUAUGCCUUCAACACAUGCUAUGGUCAGCAUUUCUAUACCUUUUUCCGUGUUACUUUAUACAAUGGAUAGAUACGAAUAUCCAGUUAUGGUUGGUUUGUUUAUUGCUAUUUUCUGGAGUUCUGUUGUUUGUUUGAGUCGAUUGUAUUUAGGAAUGCAUUCAAUUCUUGAUAUCAUUGUUGGAAUUUUAUUAGCAUUAGCACUUAUGAUACCUUUAGUGCCACUGGUUGAUCAAUUGGAUCAUUCGUUGUUAACGGAUCAAAAAUCACCUAUAAUUUUAUUAACGGUGUCGAUUUUAAUGAUUGUUUAUUAUCCUAGUGGGGAUAAAUGGACACCAACUAGGGGUGAUACAACAAUGAUGGUCGGAGUAUGUGUCGGUGCUCAAAUUGGAGCAUGGAUGAAUUAUCAAUUAGGACAAAUGUCGCAUCCAGAACUAACACCGCCUUACACAAUAAUGUGGCCUUCAUAUUCUAAAUUAGGUCAAGCAGUUUUUCGCACAGCUUUAGGUUUCGUAACAAUUGCUCUUACAAAAAUUAUCACAAAAUGGUUAACAUAUUCAACAUUAUGUACAGUUUUACGAGUGAAUGCUGAUAAUUUAAAAAAAUCAGCAAAUACACUUGAGAAUAAACAUAAAACAUUUGUCGAUCUAAGUUAUAAAUACUUAGCAUGCUUAGCAAUUGGAUUUAAUACAUUGUAUACAUUGCCUAUCGCUUUUAGAUACUUUGGUAUUGAAAGACCUACAUUUUACACAGAAAUUUAGUGUUAAGAUUUUUUUUAAAGUAUAGUUAAUUCUAUUUAAAAAAGUACAGUGAAAUUCGGCUUUUUAAUUACAUUGUAGGAAAACAAAAGUCAGGUCACAGAGAACCCUUUGCGAUGAAACAUAACAAAUGUAAGAUCAAUUCUGUUUGUCUUAGGCUCCUCCCGUAGAGUGUCUAUAUUGUGGAAAAGUUAAGGAAUCUCAAGAGUAACUAAGAAAAGUUCGAAAGUUUGAUAAGAUAUGUGAAAAGUUAUCAAAAAUUUCUAAAUUUAACUUAAGAAAAAGAAUAUAGAUAUAAAAUUUUGUAAGGCUAGAUAUUUUUGAUUUUUGGAAAGAUAACCAGCAUGACAGCAUUCAUUAGCUUGGAUGUUGUAGCAGCCUUAAUUAUCAACUUUUGAAGUAUAAAAGGAAAAAAAGUUUAAUUUUACUAAUUUGCUUCAAGUUAUAAUAUAACCUCGCAACGAAGAAUGAGCCAUAGCAGACGUAAAAAAGUUGUAUGUGCACGAAUAACCGAUCGACGCUAAAGGAAAAUACGUUAUUACCUACUCAUUCCGAAUGAAAAACAGAAAAAUAUGGAAAAUAACUUAAUCGUGUUAAAAUGUCCAAUUAAACAAAAUAUCACGGUCAAUUACAUGAAAUUCGGGAGGAGUUCGAUAAUUUAUUAAAUUUGAACAUCUAUGAACUUUAGUUUUAGAGCUUAUAAAAUAUGUUGAAACAUAAAUUUCACGAUAUUGCACGGGAGAACAAACGAGUCAAAAGAUUGUAAGCGAUUUGUCAUAGACGAAUUCCACUGUACAAACAGGAUUUUUUAAUAAAAUGAAAAAUAAAUAAAUUAUCACUCAUUAAAAUAGAAUCUAUACCAUAAUAAUAUGUUCGAAAGUUCUAAUUUUUUAGAUUCACGCAUAAGUAGAUAUAAAAAAAGAGCUUCACAAUGUUCAAGGUCAGUUUGACUUUCGAUUAACAGCAAACCGAAUUAAGUAAACAUUGUUUCAAAUUUAAAAUAAAAAAAUUAAGAAUCAACGUCUUCCGAUACAAAAACAUCAUUUGAUUCUACUUCUCAAAUUGUUGUACUUCCAUCAAAAAUCAUGGUUUGUACUUGAUUUCGUAUUUAUAAAUAAAAUAUUCACGUUAUGAAGUUAUCACUUUAAAAUUGAAUAUUAAUCGGUUCUGUUGGUUAAAACCAUUCUACGAUAAGCAUUUUUCGUAACUUGUGAUAACCAAUUUACAGUAAAAUUUAAUCCAUUUACAGUAUUGAUUUAAAUUAAAAUCGAACUUCUUUAAAGUCGAAUUAUAAUGAAAGUAAAAAAUGCUUCAAGAAAUUUCACCUUAUGUUAAAGAAAGAACUCGAAAAGAAUUCGAAUAAUAGAGGGUAGUCUUUUAUGAAGACAUAUUUAUCUUACAUUUUCACAUUUAGACUGCUGUUAAGUACAUAUUGUCGUAAAAUGGAGGAAGAAGAAUUUGCAAUUGUUAAUCUUUAAGAGGCUUCUGGAUACAAAAUUUUAAGAAUUCUUAUUUAAUAAUUUUUGUAAUACAAAGUUUUAAGGUUCAAAUAUUAGAAGCAGUAUUUUUAUUUGUAUUCGAAUUGUUAAACUUUUAAAGUCCACGUAAUGGAAAAACGUAGAAGUUUUUUCGACUUAAAGUUCGAUUUACGGUAGACAAGUUUGUCAGUUUAAUAUUAAAAAUAAUAUUUCGUCACAAAUUGCGCUAGCACAUAUGAAACAUUUUAUUUAACUAUAGAUAAUUAAAAUUUUAUAUAAUAACUGAAUAUAGUAAUAUCUUGACAUUGACGGGUCAUAGGGGCAUCCAUUGCAGAUUCUUAACAAAAUCGUAAGAUACAAUGAGACAGCCGAUCGUAUCAAACUGUCUUUGAUAACAAUUGAGUUUAAUUUAUAGUUUUUUUUUUUAUAAUGGAACACAGGAUUUUAUGCCCGUAGAAAUUAGCUAAAUAAUUCCAAAAAGAAUCUACUUUAAGGCUGUUUAGAUUUCAAUGACAGUAAUUUUUGCAAAGAGGAGAUUGAUAGCGAUCAACUUUUGGCUUUAAGAAGGCUCCUUUUUCCUUCUUUCGUGACUGCUAGGCUAUCCUUAAGAUAAAAAAUAUUAGAUUAGUGAAAGAAAUAUGAUAGAUUAUGUAGUAUUGACUAGUAAAGAUAACUAAGGUUGGUCUCAGUCGAGGUAUUACUGUAGUAAAUUUUAACGUAGUAUUAUUAUCAUUAACAUCACUAAUAACAAUUGGUUACUAUGCUAAAAGUACAAAUGUUCGGAAAAAAAUUAGCAAAAUUCUCAAAUUAUAAUUUUUGUUGACUAAGGAAAAUUAUAAAAUCCUUAUAGUAAUAAAAGCUAGCGUAUGUUUUUUUGACUAAUUUGCAAGAAGUCCAAAAUUUGUGUGCGCGUAUACAUUAGUAGUCUAACAACACUGAGCAAAAGUAGGUAAUAUUCAGAGAGCUGCUUUUUUAGAGCUAUGGCACUGGAAAACUUUUAAUUGCCUUGCUAGAUUAUAAUUGAAUGUCUACUUUUUUUUCUUAUUCUAAUAAAAUAAUCGACUCUUCGGCACUUUAAAAAUUUUAAAUAUCUAUUCUUGGACAACGGCGGUGCCCCUUUUUUAAGUGUCGGGCACAGGUGGAUAGAGUCAGAGAGUGGAUUGUCAAGAAGAAACACACAUAUGCAUCAAUUUUAAACUGGUAUGACAAUUUAAAAUCAUGCCAUGUUCACUUAAAAAGAACAGUUAUUUCAAUAUCGUGCUUGCUUCGAGUUUUGAUCAUCUAAGAAAAUUAAGUAAACACAAACUUUUGACUUAUUACAAUUUUGUAAGUCCAAAAAAAUAAGCUACCUCUUAUUGUUAUAUCAAAAUUAUGAAGUUAUGUAUUAUCUAAAUGCCAUAUCUUUUAUUAAUUUAAUGUGGAGCGAUUUGUUAAGAAACAAAAGCUAUAAAUAAAAGUUUUAAUAAGUUAU